Molecule: messenger RNA, 4181 nt
Organism: Odontomachus brunneus
Lineage: Eukaryota; Metazoa; Arthropoda; Insecta; Hymenoptera; Formicidae
Product: esterase E4-like
Exons: 8
Coding region: 351-2081 (576 amino acids)
Source: RefSeq, a predicted model, not a curated record
UCUUCUCAGUGUAUUCUCUUUAACACUCGCGAAUUUCCUCGAGCGGAAUCCGCAAGUUUAAAAGAGAGAAAAAGCAGUCGACAAGCACGUGUCAAUUUGAAUAUUACAUAACAUAACACACACAGCAUAGUUCAAGCUAUGUUAUUAUUGUGUGUUUGAGUUAAGUGUCUUAUACGCUUGUCUUCUAGAGUUUCGUGUGAUGUCUCGCAUUCGUCGAUAGUCUUUCUCAUAUCGUGAAAUAUAUAACGAAUAUAUGUAUCGACGAAUAUAUAUAUAUAUUAAAGUUUCAUAGUAAAAAUUUAGAGAAAACGUAUGUCUAAAAAAGAAGAAGAUAGUUUGUCAUAGAAGUCAUGAAAAAAAUUCCAGAAUACGUUUAUCCAAACAUGGAUGCGGAAAUCGUGCAUGUGAAACAAGGAAAACUGUCAGGAAUGAUUAAAGGCAAUGCCUUCGGUUGCGUGUAUAAAGCUUACCUAGGUAUACCUUAUGCGGCUCCACCAAUCGGUAAAUUAAGGUUCAAGGAUCCCGAGCCACCCGCGUGCUGGACAGGUGUCCGAUAUGCUAAAAACAUGCGAUACAACAUGAGCGCACAAUUGGAGAAAUUUUCAGAGACAAUUGUGAUAGGCAGUGAGGAUUGCCUUUAUCUCAAUGUUUAUGUACCGUAUGAUUUGAAUAAAAGCAGCGCGCAGAAAUCAGUUAUGGUUUGGAUACAUGGUGGAUUUUUCCUUCGUGGGAACGGCAAUAUCGAGGAUACACGGCCUGAUUACUUUAUGAACAAAGACGUUAUUAUGGUUUCCAUAAACUAUAGACUUGGAGUUCUCGGUUUUUUAAAUCUUGAGGACGAGGAGACCACCGGAAAUCAAGGAUUAAAGGACCAGGUUGCUGCGUUAAAAUGGAUCAAAGAGAAUAUCAAAUCCUUCGGUGGGGAUCCGGAUAACAUCACCGUAUUCGGCUGCGGCACGGGUGCGAUAUCGGCGCACUUGCUAAUGAUAUCGCCGUUGUCUAAAGAUCUCUUUCACAAGGCGAUUCUUCAGAGUGGUGUUGCUCUUUGCCCAUGGGCGAUACGAAAGCAGCAACCGGAAGCUUUUAAACUCGCUCUCUUACUUGGCUGCAAAUCCACGAAUCCCAAAGAAAUCGCGGAGUUCCUUCGUAAAUGUCCCUAUGAGAUACUCGUCCGAAUGGAGUUUAAUGUCGUCACUCAGAAAACUUUUGGCUCACCCUGUAUGUCGAGUCAUUUUAAUGCUGCGUUCAAUACGUGCACUCCGUUCAUUCUUCCUAAAGCAUCUCAAGCAAUAAAUGUUGUGAAUAAUAAAGCACAAAAAGGCAACUUGCAGGAGAGACACAUCAAGAAAAUCAUAUUUGGGCCUACAAUCGAUAAAAAGUCACGGAAUUCUUUUCUUCCGACUUGCGUCACAGACUUGUUUGACAAUCGUAUACCGAUAUUGCUCGGUCAUACAUCUCAUGAAUAUCUUGGAUAUCUCACAGAUUUCAGUCAGGAAAGUUUGGACGAAAUGUAUGCAGAUUUGCCGCUUUAUAUGGAAAAUAUUGUGAACAAUGACUCGGAUGAUGCAACAGUAAAAAUAAAGCAAAUUGAAACGUACUACAUGAGGGGUAUGCAGUUCAGUAGACGUAAUCUCAAUCAAAUUAUACGCUUCAUGAGUGACCUUUAUUAUGGUAUUCCUAUUAGAAGUGUUGCGUAUUUACGAUCGUUACAGACAAAUGUGAAAACUUAUCUUUAUUACUUCGAGUACAAUGGUACAGAGGCGAAAUUAAUUCCGCGCCCUAAUCAGCAUUUCGAAGGAGUUUCUCACGAGGACGAAUUGAUAUAUUUGUUUUACUUACCACGUUACAAAACUCAUAAUAAUAUCGCACCGCCGAAUAUAUUUUCGCGGGAUCAUAAUAUGAUAAAUAUGAUAACGUCUAUGUGGAGCGGCUUUGCAAAGUUUGGACAUCCUAAUAUCAUAUACAAGAAUUUAUGUACUAAUUGGGUACCAGUAGAAAAAAAUGGACUACACUAUUUUUGCUUCGGCGAUAAUCAUAGUAAGUUGUUUAACCAAACAAAAAUUCUAUUAAAGAAUGAUUAAAGGAUCUCCCCAUUAAAAGUUGAUAUGAAAUUAAUAUUUGUAAAUUUCCGUAAGUUACAAAAGUCUUAAUAGUGAACGACAAAACUUUUACAUGGAUUAUAACUUAAUGUAUAUUUGAUUGUAUAUUUAAUGAUUGUACUCCUUUACGCGAUAUAUAUAUAUAUAUAUAUAUAUAUAUAUAUAUAUAUAUGUUAAUGUUAUAAUAAUAUAUGUUAUAUAAUAUAUAUUAUAAUAAUAUAUGUUACUACACUGAUACGGAUACUUCAAUAAAACAUGGUGGUAUCGUCUUUUUCUAUAUAAGUAACUUGCAUUGGUAACACGAACGUUGUUUGUCCGUUUCGUCUUUCGCCAGCGCGAGGCUAAAGAAAUUUCGCACGAUUCUUGCAAUUACGAGUGUCUCUCUAAGGCUCACAUUAAUGGUCGUUACUUGAAACUAGUCCCACGUAAAAUAUUCAAGUCUGAAUUCGUAUCAGUAGUAAUUUAACUCAUCAAACUCAUCAAAAUAUCUCACAGGAAACAAGUUUCAGAUGACAACUAUUAACACAGACUUUACAGUUAGAUAUUUUUUAGCUGAGUCGCGAUUAUAAAUAUAAUUGCGCACGUAAAUGCCGCAUGUGUUAUAUGAUUCCAACGGAAAAUUGAUAUUUAACCUUAGAGUCAGAUCUGAGCAUAUCACGUGAGACAAAUUUCAAACAAGGACUAUUAGCCUGAUCUACCAUAUACUCUUUGCUUCCUGCUUCUUUCUCUUUAUCUCUUUCUGAAUCUCUUUCUUAAAUCUUAAGCUUUAAGCCAGAAAAAGACAGAAGACAAAAAACAGAACGCAAAGAGCAUAUUGUAGAUUAAGCUUUAAUGCAGACCUAAAGCUCGUAUUAAUAGAUGUUAUCUGAAACUUGACUCAUGUGAGAUACUCAAAUUUUUAUUCAGAGUUAGAUCCAAGUUUUUUUUAGUUUUAGUUAAUUAUAACAUAUGUAACAUUUAUAUCAAUAAUCACGAUUCAACUAAAGAAACUCUCAUUCAACCCUGAAUUUAAAUCCAAGUGUCUCACUUGAGAUGAAUUUCAAGUAAUAACAAGGCCUCUAAUAAAGACAUUCUUUUGUGAUUCGCAAAAUUUAUUAGAAGAAUUCUGGAUUCCUAACGCGUAAUUUCAUUGCCACUAUCUGCCGCGAAUUUGCGCGACACGUCAUCGCGAGAUUUGGCGCAAUUGCACGCUCGCAAGAACAAGAUGACGACGAGAAGUCAACAUUGACGCCUUCACGCGCCGACGCGAACGUGUCAGACGGUGUAUCGCAUGUACAUCUUGCGAACUCGUUGCUGGUUGCGAUGCAAGAAAUUGCACUUGACGCGCGAAUUAACCCGAGUGUACAUGACGCGAAUGACGGAGUGCGACUUAAUUGCUCAACGAGUCGUAUUAUGCAAAUGACGCGUCACUUGGCCGGUUAAUCUGCUGAAUGCGAUUCCGGCAGUUCGACAAGCGCGAACCGUUACAUGUGUCAUUGCGGACGCGAAAGCUCUGUCUCGCGGAGGGGGAAGCCUAUUUUGCGAGCUAUUUUUACGAAAAAUGCGAUUCCCGACGACGUCAACGUCAUAACCGCCUUUUUACGGACGAACCUAUCGGAAGAGUCGACGUUUGAUCUGAAGAAAAGCCCCUAAAUUUUCUGCGCAACGUCAGCGCUUCUUAACCGUGACUAUCUAAUUUGAAUAAAGCAUUAGUUAUUCAACAUUCAGAUAAACGUUCGACGCCAUCGCGCCAUUGUCGUAGCGAAACUUUGUUGUGAAGCGGUUUUGCAACUACAUCAUUAAACGAUUUAUGUAUUCCGAUGAAAAGACGGAGAUUUACACUCGACCUUUACCUCCACGGUUCAUAAAUUCGCUGCGCGUCCUCCUUGAAGCGAACACGCGUGUAACAUAUAAUGUUACGUUCUGAGAAGACUUGGCGAAGGAUUUGUCUCUUGCGCCGCUUAGGAUUUUCGGCAUUCAUCUACGCAAGGUCGAGACGAUGAAAAUCGAAGAUUUUACGAUAGCGUAAAGUAUUUUUAUGCCCUUAAACCUUACCUUUUAAAUAAAAAAAGAACGCAAAAAAGACUUGCAAACGAGAUUUAA